GCUACCACGUUCUGUGCUUCUCAGCGCUGCACUGGGGGUCGUGUGUUCGCCCCAUCCCGUCGCCAUGGCCGGGCUCGUGGUCAGUGGAACGCAAGUGUCCUACAUUGGCCAGGACUGCAGAAAAAUUCCGGAGCACCUCGGCAGGGACUGUGGACAUUUCGCAAAGAGGCUUGAUCUGAGCUUUAACCUUCUGAGGUCACUGGAAGGACUGAGCGCGUUCAGGAGCCUGGAGGAACUCAUCUUGGACAACAAUCUGCUCGGGAACGACCUCAUGUUGCCAGGGUUACCCAGGCUCCAUACCUUAACCCUCAACAAGAACCAAAUCACUGACUUGGAGUUUCUGCUUGACCACCUGGCAGAGGUGGCCCCAGCUCUAGAAUACCUUAGCCUGCUGGGUAACAUGGCAUGUCCCAAUGAACUGGUCAGCUUGGACAAGGACGAGGAAGACUACAAGAGAUACAGAUGCUUCGUUCUGCACAAGCUGCCCAAUCUAAAGUUUUUGGAUGCCCGAAAAGUAACCAGGCAAGAACGAGAGGAAGCUUUGGUCAGAGGGGCGUUCAUGAAGGUGGUGAAGCCCAAGGCUUCCGGGGACAGUGUCGAUGCCUCUCCCGAGUGCCACUACACACCCCUGCCGUCGGCUUCCAGGGAACUCACCAGUCACCAAGGUGUCCUGGGGAAGUGUCGCUAUCUUUACUACGGAAAAAACUCGGAGGGCAACAGGUUUAUUCGCGAUGACCAGCUCUGAAGGUCAUCAAUGAAAAACAGUUUUUUCUUAGACACACUCCAGCUAAGCUAAAGAAAAUGCCAUUCCUGCGCCUCCCUUGCAGCUAUGGACGGCUAUACGACCAAGUUCUGUUCAAUGAUUUAGAGUGGAUGUGUGGUGAAUGGGCCUCAAGGAAAUAUCUAUAAAAAAGAGAUUGUUUCCUUCUUACUGUAUCUGCUAAUUUGUAAGCAUGGUAGCUGGAGCUUUAGCAUUCAUUUUGACUUUCUUGGCUUCCUUGAGAAUGAAAGCAAUGGGUGAAAGACAAUGAAAACGAAAGAUGGAAACUCUGUUUCUGAUAACAAUAUGAGCCUACCAAACCCACUCUGUACUGCUAAAUUUCUCCUUGUAACAGAGAAAUAAAAAUGUGU
Messenger RNA from Molossus molossus (Pallas's mastiff bat), 1131 nucleotides. It is a transcript of the gene LRMDA, whose product is annotated as leucine rich melanocyte differentiation associated. Gene Ontology annotation, biological process: melanocyte differentiation. Bases 65 to 745 code for a protein of 226 amino acids. The record is from RefSeq and is a predicted model, not a curated record. NCBI's taxonomy places the organism in Eukaryota, Metazoa, Chordata, Mammalia, Chiroptera, Molossidae. The transcript is spliced from 8 exons. Gene Ontology annotation, molecular function: protein binding.